AUGUCGCUGUCGCAUUUCCUACAAUAUUUAGCUACCGGUGACAGCCACCAAAGUAUUGCUUUUUCUUUUCAAACGGGACGAUCAACUGUUUCAAAAAUUAUAAAAGAAGUGUAUCAAGAAAUUUGGAACAAUCUACAUCCAACUUAUUUACCUGCACCUACUGAACAGAUAUGGAAUGAAGCUGUGGAGGGAUUUUCAAAAGUUUGGGGAUUUCCUAACUGCCUAGGAAGCAUUGAUGGAAAGCACAUUAAAGUAAAAUGUCCUAAUAAUAGUGGCUCAAGUUAUUUCUGCUACAAAAAUUUUUUUUCCAUCGUUCUCUUAGCAGUAGUAGACCCGUUUUACAAGUUUAUGGUAGUUGAUAUUGGCAGCUAUGGGCGUCACAGCGACAGCGCUAUUUUCGAAAAUUCCGCUUUUUUUCAGCAGUACAUUGAUGGAAAAACUAUUCUACCUUCGAAGCCACUCUCAGGUACCGAUAAUUCUGUUCCCCACGUAUUCAUUGGUGACGAAGGUUUUGCUCUCCAAACUUAUUUGAUGAGACCUUAUCCUAAAGCCACUAUGAUAAGUGACGUAAAAAAGAAAAAGUUCAAUAUGCGACUAAGCAGAGCGCGCCGUGUGGUCGAAAAUGCGUUUGGUAUAUUAGCUAUGAAGUGGCGAGUAUUCCUAAGAUCAAUAGAAACGGAUGUUAAAACUGCCGAAUGCAUUGUGAAAGCUGCAUGCUGCCUACAUAACUACAUUAUGAUUAAAAAUAAUAACACAUUCAUUGAAAGUGAGGAGCAAACUGAAACUAUUCGAGCUUUAUCGGACAUGAGAUCGACUAAUCGAAGGACAAAUACGGCUGCAUUUGAAAUUCGAGAACAGUUUGCGAGUUAUUUUAAAUAA
Messenger RNA from Melanaphis sacchari, 879 nucleotides. RefSeq names its product protein ALP1-like. Bases 1 to 879 code for a protein of 292 amino acids. NCBI's taxonomy places the organism in Eukaryota, Metazoa, Arthropoda, Insecta, Hemiptera, Aphididae. The transcript has 2 exons. The record is from RefSeq and is a predicted model, not a curated record.